Molecule: messenger RNA, 4520 nt
Organism: Solea senegalensis (Senegalese sole)
Lineage: Eukaryota; Metazoa; Chordata; Actinopteri; Pleuronectiformes; Soleidae
Product: histone deacetylase 4-like
Exons: 25
Coding region: 768-3998 (1076 amino acids)
Biological process (GO): chromatin organization; negative regulation of transcription by RNA polymerase II
Cellular component (GO): histone deacetylase complex
Molecular function (GO): histone deacetylase activity
Source: RefSeq, a predicted model, not a curated record
AAUAACUGGUUACACACUUUUUAUUUAUAAUUUGUUGCAUUAUUUCUUAUCAUUAAAAAAGGGAAUUUGCUAAAUAUAUGUGCAUUGUUCACUGGUUGCCGUGAAUUUGAAAAAUCAGCAUUUGCCGUAGAAAAAAAAGGUUUAUGUGAAAUUGGGGGGGAAAUGCUGGCAGAUUCCAGCCCAGGGAUUGAUAUAAAACCGCAUGAGAAAGGGAAAGAGAGGGAGAGAGAGAAGAAGAGAGAGAUGGUUAUUGUACUGUAGGUGGAAGUGGGCGGGCGGAAGGGGAGGAGAGGAGAGGAGGAGACAUUUGUAACACUACAAACUAGCAUGCGGGGUUUUCCUUGGCCUUAGACGCAAGGGAAGCAGGUCGAGCGGGGAAAAGGAGCAGUAGAGAGAGCGAGAGAGAGUGUGUGUGUAAGAGAGAAAGAGAGAGAGAGAGAGAGAGAGAGUUGGUUCCUGGAAAAGCAGAGGGCUGCAGAAUAAACAGACUGCAUGCCUGAGACGGCCCUGUGAUGUCACCACUGGGCAAACCGGGGACGAGGGGAGGAGAGAGAAAGGAGUAAAGAGAGAGAGAGAGGGAGUGAGACGCCCAUCAGGUUAAAACAGCAGAGGGGAUGAGGGAAGAGCUGAAAGUCACAGAGGUGGAGGAGAAGUCGGAUGAGGAGGCAAGGGAGCGUACUGUUGUCCACUGUAACAGACUGAAGGGAGGGAGGAGGAGGAGGAGGUGCAGUGAUAAGGAGGAGAGGAGGCUACUGUAAAGGACACUGAUGGUGGACAUCAACUCAGCGCUUCCCCUGCGUCUCCCACCGGCUGCUAUCCCCAUGGACCUGCGCGUGGACCAUCAUCAACAACAGCAGCAGCAGCAGGUGACCCAGCUGUCCCCGCCCGGUCAGCAGUCGCCUGGCUCCCUCGGAGGCACGGGUCAGGGCAGCGGGGGCGGCGGCGUGGUGGUGGCAGCGGCGGCCACGGUGCGCGAGCAGCAGCUACAGCAGGAGCUGCUGAGCCUGAAGCAGAAGCAGCAGAUCCAGCGGCAGCUCCUCAUCGCUGAGUUCCAGCGGCAGCACGAGCAGCUGUCCCGCCAGCAUGAGGUCCAGCUCCAGGAGCACAUCAAGCAACAACAGGAGCUGCUGGCGAUGAAGCACCAGCAGGAGCUGCUGGAGCAUCAGAGGAAAAUGGAGAAUCAUCGUCUGGAGCAGGAGCUGGAGAAGCAGCAGCGGGAGCAGAAGCUGCAGCUGCUGAAGAACAAGGAGCGGGGACAAGAGAGUGCUGUGGCCAGCACUGAGGUGAAGAUGCGUCUUCAGGAGUUUGUCCUGAACAAGAAGAAAGCUCUGGCUCAGCGGAGCCUCAACCAAGGAGGCCUCCCCAACGACGCCCCCUACUGGUAUCGUAAAACCCAGCACAGCUCUCUGGACCAGAGCUCGCCUCCACAGACUGGGGUGUCCACCUAUAACCACCCGGUGCUGGGGGUCUACAACCCCCGGGAUGACUUCCCUCUGCGGAAAACUGCCUCGGAGCCCAACCUGAAGCUGCGCUCGCGGCUGAAGCAGAAGGUAAGCGAGCGGAGGAGCAGUCCGCUGCUGCGACGCCGAGACAGCCCCAUCACCACGGCCAAGAAACGCUCCCUCGACAUGGCAGACACUGCGUGUAACAGUGCCCCAGGAUCUGGACCUAGCUCCCCAAAUAACAGCUCCAACAACAUCCCCAAUGAAAACGGCAUCACCAUGUCGAUGUCUAACAACACGGAGGCAUCUCUGGCCCAAAGGCUGAGCAGCGGCGCUGAGCGGAGCUCCGUUAACCAGCUGUCCCUCUACACUUCACCAUCCUUACCCAACAUCACCCUGGGGCUGCCCGCCACUGCCACAGCCACUGCUGCUUCCAACGUGACCUCGGCCCAGCAGGAUGGAGGUCUGCAGCCGGCCCUCUCCCUCAGCCCUCCCUUCCUCUCCGGUGGUCAGUUGACUCCCUACCUGGCUGAAGCGGGAGCGGGAACAGGUGGACAUAGCGCUCACAGUCCGCUCCUCCAACACAUGGUGCUCAUGGAGCAGAGCCCGGCACAGAGCCCCCUGGUGACAGGUGUCAGCGGCCUGUCCAUGUCGUCGGCCACUUCCAUGGUGAAGCUGCAGCGGCAGCACCGGCCCCUGGGGAGGACCCAGUCGGCCCCGCUGCCCCAGGGGAGCGCUGCGCAGGCUCACGCCCAGGCGCUGGCUCUGCAGCAGCUGGUCGUCCAGCAGCAGCACCAGCAGUUCCUGGAGAAGCACAAGCAGCAGUUCCAGCAGCAGCAGCUCCACCUCAACAAGAUGAUGGCCAAGCCCAGCGAGUCACCCGUGGGUCGUCAGCACCAGAGCCACCCCGAGGAGACAGAGGAGGAGCUGAGGGAGCACCAAGACGUGGGGGCUCUGCCGCCCGGGGUCACCAUCAAGCAGGAGCCGCUCGACCCGCAGGAGCUGCAGGAAGAGGCAAUGCAGCAGCAGCAGCAGCAGCAGCACAGGGAAAGGCAGGCGGAGCAGGAGCUGCUCUUCAGACAGCAGGCUUUUUUGCUAGAGCAGCAGCGGAUUCACCAGCUCAGAAACUAUCAAGCCUCCAUGGAGGCUGCUGGCUUGUCGAUAUCCUUCCCCGGACACCGUCCCCUGUCGCGGGCUCAGUCCUCUCCAGCCUCGGCUUCCUCUUUUCCAAUCAGUGUGCCAGCUCCUGAACCUACCAUCAAACCUCGAUUCACCACAGGUUUGGUGUACGACUCGUUGAUGCAGAAACAUCAGUGUAUGUGUGGAAACACCAACAGUCACCCGGAGCACGCCGGGAGGAUCCAGAGCAUUUGGUCGCGGCUGCAGGAGACUGGACUCAGAGCGCAGUGUGAGUGUAUCCGUGGGAGGAAAGCCACUCUGGAGGAGCUGCAGACAGUUCACUCUGAAGCUCACGUCCUACUAUAUGGAACCAACCCUCUCCGACAGAAACUUGAUUGUUCAAUCACUCCCAUGUUUGUACGGCUACCAUGUGGCGGGGUGGGGGUGGACAGCGACACCAUAUGGAACGAGGUCCACUCCUCCAGCGCGGCUCGCCUCGCCGUCGGCUCUGUUGUGGAGCUUGUUUUCAAAGUGGCCACUGGCGAGCUGAAGAAUGGUUUCGCUGUGGUUCGCCCUCCUGGACAUCACGCCGAGGAGAGCACUCCCAUGGGUUUCUGCUACUUCAACUCCGUCGCCAUCGCAGCCAAACUGCUGCAGCAGAGGCUCAACAUCAGCAAGAUCCUCAUCGUGGACUGGGACGUUCACCAUGGCAAUGGCACCCAGCAAGCAUUCUACGAUGACCCUAACGUCCUCUACCUGUCUAUUCAUCGCUACGACGACGGGAACUUCUUUCCUGGAAGCGGGGCGCCCGAUGAGGUGGGCAGCGGUCCAGGAGUCGGGUUCAACGUCAAUGUUGCCUUCACUGGAGGCCUCGACCCGCCCAUGGGAGACGCCGAGUACCUGGCUGCCUUCAGGUCAGUGGUGAUGCCUAUAGCCAACGAGUUUGCUCCCAACAUCGUGCUGGUCUCUUCAGGCUUUGACGCGGUGGAGGGACACCCUCCACCACUAGGGGGCUACACUCUGACGUCCAAAUGUUUUGGCUAUCUGACUCGGCAGCUGAUGACCCUCACGGGCGGCCGCGUGGUGCUGGCUCUGGAGGGGGGUCACGACCUCACUGCCAUCUGCGACGCCUCUGAGGCCUGCGUGGCUGCCCUGCUCGGCCAAGAGCUGGACCCACUGCCAAAGGCCUUGCUAGAGCAGAGGCCCAACCCCAACGCUGUCCGCUCCCUGGAGAAGGUUUUAGAGACUCACAGUAAGUACUGGCGCUCGGUGCAUCGCUACUCACCACGGCUGGGUCUUUCCCUGCUGGAAGCCAAACAAGGAGACUCGGAGGAGGCCGAGGCCGUCACCGCCAUGGCCUCGCUGUCUGUGGCCAACACCAACACCAUGGAUCAGAGGCCAGAGGAGGAGCCAAUGGAAGAGGAGGAGCCACUGUAAUGGCGGGGAAACCUGAGGGUGUCACACUGUUACAAUUGACCUCUUCUGAGACGGGCCUCUCUGAGCUGCGACGAGUCUCGACUGAAUCCUUCAUUUAGUCCCUACAACGCCACUCACCAUGUCAGUCACCUUGACUGACAGCCCGAGAGGGGGUGGGCUCAGCCUCAGAGAGGGGAGCCAAUCAGGAGACAGAGGACUGAAUUAGGACGGGAAAAAAACCUAACAAACAUAACGGCGUUGCUUUGGCGGCACACGCUCUGAGACACUUUUUUUCUGUCAGUCUUCACACACACACCCCCCGUCGUUAGCCCACAGUGGCUAACCGCGUGAGCGAGGCGGCGGACGAGAGCGGAUUUCAUCUUUUCAAGAGCAGAUCUCGUCUUUAGAAAAAGUGUGAUCACACUUCUGUGCAGAAACAUACGGUGCUUUACACAGCUGCCCUCGCAUUGCACACGCACACACGUGUGUGUGGACACCUGGGACAGCAGACGUCCCCAGCUGUCAAACCCAGCUCGGGGGUGG